Molecule: messenger RNA, 666 nt
Organism: Rhopilema esculentum
Lineage: Eukaryota; Metazoa; Cnidaria; Scyphozoa; Rhizostomeae; Rhizostomatidae
Product: large ribosomal subunit protein uL23m
Biological process (GO): mitochondrial translation
Cellular component (GO): ribosome; mitochondrial large ribosomal subunit
Molecular function (GO): structural constituent of ribosome
Source: RefSeq, a predicted model, not a curated record
GCUACUCCAAUGUGGCUGUUUCCAAAAUGUCGUACAGUAGAGGCGUAGUUAGAUUUCCAAGGCUUCAAGCAAGAAUAUUUCUACCCAACUGGUUUGUGAAGGUAGUAAGGCCAGGGAAGGAAAUCCCUGAAAAUCAAGUACAAAUGCAUGUGUCAAUGGACAUGAAUAGAGUUGAUAUAAAGAAUUACAUAGAAAAAAUAUACAAUGUCAAUGUCCACAGAGUCAACACAAGAAUACAACUAGGAAAAAGACAGACAAUAAUGAAACUGGAUGGUUCUUUAACAAAGAAGAAAUACCCUGAUUUCAAAGUUGCAUAUGUGACUUUGGCAGAGGAAACAUUUAAAUACCCUGAAUUAUUUGAAAAAUCAGAAGAAACAGAAGAUGAAAUGGUUACCGCUCCAGAUGAAAAGCCCCCUGAAAGAGAAAUACCAGAAACUUUAAAGAAGUGGUUUCAAGUGUAGAAAUGGCAGUGACACUUAGUUGUUUGUUUGGAACUGGCGUUGCCAAGAUGUGGGGCUUAACUGGGAGAGAUAAGACUAAUAAGCAAAUGACAGACUGCAGCCAGAGCCUCAAGUGACUCUGUCUUUGAAUCCUAGUUAGAUUUUAUGCUUUAGGCAAAUCUUGCAAUACUGUAUAUUUCCUAUUCAAUCAUUGAUUUUCGUAUGA